This is a messenger RNA of Mugil cephalus (flathead mullet), 677 nucleotides long. RefSeq names its product dual specificity protein phosphatase 13A family protein. NCBI's taxonomy places the organism in Eukaryota, Metazoa, Chordata, Actinopteri, Mugiliformes, Mugilidae. Gene Ontology annotation, cellular component: cytoplasm. The record is from RefSeq and is a predicted model, not a curated record. Gene Ontology annotation, molecular function: protein tyrosine/serine/threonine phosphatase activity; MAP kinase phosphatase activity. Bases 1 to 663 code for a protein of 220 amino acids. Gene Ontology annotation, biological process: negative regulation of MAPK cascade; protein dephosphorylation. The transcript is spliced from 3 exons.
AUGGCCUGUGCGAAGUCAUCUUCUGACGCUGUGACAGGAGAGAAAUGUGAUACACAAGACUCCGAGCAGAGGCAUGUGAUUGACACAGGCUCAGGAGAGGAGGAAAAGCUCACAUGCGCGACGGGGGACCUAGAGAGGACGAGGGAGAUCCCGACUCUCCAGGAGCUGGAGGAGAUUUUGCAUUCGGCUCCGCGCUCCUGUCGCCAUGGAGACGAGGUGUGGCCUAACCUGUUCCUGGGAGACAUGUUUAUGUCUCAUGACAAAUUCGGACUCUACAGUCUCGGCAUCACUCACGUGCUGAACGCCGCGCACGGUAAGCUCUGCUGCAAGGGCAGCGACGAUUUCUAUGGGACCACAGUGAAAUACUACGGAGUCCCUGCCAAUGACCUGCCCACAUUUGACCUCUCACCUUAUUUCUACCCCGCUGCCGAGUUCAUUCACCAGGCUCUGACGUCAGGAGGGAAAGUUUUUGUGCACUGCGCUGUGGGUGUGAGCCGUUCAGCUGCCUUGGUCCUGGCCUACCUGAUGAUUCACCACCACCUCAGUCUUCUGUCCUCGAUACGCAUCUUGCAACAGAAGCGCUGGAUUUUCCCUAACAGAGGCUUCCUGAGACAGCUCAUAGGCCUGGACCGGAAACUGCAGGAGUCACAUUUGUCAAAAUAACACAAACCAAAUAA